Messenger RNA from Closterium sp. NIES-65, 7146 nucleotides. The record is from the annotation of a GenBank genome assembly. Lineage: Eukaryota; Viridiplantae; Streptophyta; Zygnematophyceae; Desmidiales; Closteriaceae.
AUGGGCCAAUCGCAGUCGCUAUCGCUGGUCGAGGCGUCGGAGCUGAUUCGCCAGCAACUCUCUGCUGACGUGUUCGUCUCCCAUUUGCUCGCCGUCGAGCCGCACUCGUGGCGUCGCCCGCCAUUACCGCACAGCGGACUAAUAGUGUGCGAGGUGGAGGUGGAUGAGCGCGGAGUGCCCGUGGCUUCCUCUAAGGACUACGUCCCCCCAUCCUUCUCCCUUUCUCUCCUUUCCCCCCCCCAUCCCUCUCCCCCAUCCCUCUCCCCCAUCCCUCUCCCCCAUGCCUCUCCCCCAUCGCUCUCCCCCAUGCCUCUCCCCCUAACAGACCCGGCCGCAGUCAGCAGUUCCUGCUGCAGCCAAUCACAUGCCGGAACGGGGCCAGCUGUCGCUUCUGCCACUCCCAGGGGUAGCUUCUCAGCUGCAGGAGGAGCGCUAGGAUCUCUCCCUCUCUCCUCCUCCCUCCCUUCCCUACCAACCUCCACCCAACCUCUGUCUUCCGACCCUGCCACUGCCAAACCUGCCGCCUCUGAACCUACCACCUCCGAACCUGCUGCCCCCAAACCUACCGCCUCCGAACAUGCCGCCUCUGAACCUGCUGAUUCCGAACCUGCCUCCUCCAAUGCCAACACCACCAAGGACAGUGCAGGAGGCGGGGGUCUGGCGGAUGAACACAGAGGGGAGGAUUCUUCGUCUCCCCCCGUCCAUGUUGACUCACUUCCUCUCCUCUCACUCCCUGAGUAUGUCUGCUCGCUAGGCUCGGACCCUUCUGUUCAAUUCGACCAUGCAGCCCUCCCACCUGCCCUCCCACCUGCCCUCCCAUCUGCCCUCCCACCUGCCCUCCCACCUGCGACAUCUGGUAACCAGAAACAGCAGGGGCAGCAGCAGGAGCAGCAGCAGCAGCAGCAGCAGCAGGGGCAACAACAGCAGCAGCAGCAGCAGGGGAAGCAACAGCAGCAGCAGCAGCAGCAGGGGCAGCAGCAGCAGUGGACGAGCCUUGCAGGAGCGGCCAAUCGGUGCUUUGCUGUGAGAGCCAAUAAGACUGCGCCACGUCUGCAGUACUGCCGCUGCCGCAGCCCCUGUAGCGAGGGUGGGAGAUGCAACGAGGGAGGAGGAAGAAACGGAAUUGGAGUGGAGGGAGUGGAGGUCAGGUUGGGGGGAGAGGUGGGUGGAGGUGGUGAGAUGGAGAAGAAUGAGAGGACAGAGGGAGAGAAUAAGAGGGAGGUCAGUGAGGGAGAGAAAGUGAGUGAGGGAGAGAAAGUGAGUGAGGGAGAGAAGGUGGGUGAGGAAGAGAAAGUGAGUGAGGGAGAGAAAGUGAGUGAGGGAGAGAAGGUGGGUGAGGAAGAGAAAGUGAGUGAGGGAGAGAAAGUGAGUGAGGGAGAGCAAGUGAGUGAGGGAGAGAAGGGAGAGAAGCCACAGAAGAGCCCGUCUUCGAAGCCUCCUCUUGCUCCCACUCCCUCCACACGCACAGCCACAGCCACAGCCACAGCAGCAGCAGCAGCAGGAGCGGCAGGAGGGGCAGCAGCAGCAGCAGCAGCAGCAGGAGGGGCAGCAGCAGCAGCAGAAGCGGCGCUCGUCUCCACCGCCGCCCAACCUUCCGACCAAUCAGGGACCACAAUCUUCUUCCUCUACCCCUCCGUUCCCUUCACUCUGGCCGGCGUGCUUCGGCACAGCCCCGAGGCGCUACGAGACGAGUUUGCCGCCCGGCUGGUCGCGUUUGGAUUCUUGCAGGGGGUGGCGGCAGCACAUGCGCUGGGGAUCUCCUGCGGGGCGGCAGUGCCGCCCAAUAUUGCGGGGGGGGGAGGGGGAGUAGGGGAGGGAAAAGGAGGGAUUGGUGAUGGUAGUAGGAAGAAUAGGGCUGGAAGGCAGGUGAGAGGAGACGAAGGGAGAGGAGGAGGAAAAGGAGGAGAAGAAAGGAAAGGAGAGCAAAAGGGGCAAGACGCGGAGGUGAUUUCGACAGGAGAGGGAGCCAUGGCGAAAGGCGGGGACAAAGAAGAUGAGCAGGAGGAAAUUCUAAGGAAGCUUCCUCCUCCGCAGCGCGCACUUGCCGCGAAGCUUCCUUUCAGCGAUCUCCUGGGCAGGUGGAUGGCAUGGGAGAUCAGCAACCUGGAUUAUCUCCUGGAGCUCAACAGAAUAGCGGGGAGGCGGAGCGGAGACAGGGAUUUCCACGCUGUCAUUCCGUGGGUGAUUGAUUUCACGGUGGCUCCGUUUGAUACCACCGCAGGUUCAUUCACCGGGGGUUCAUUCACCGGGCGUUCAAUCUCUGCUUUUAAUGUCUCUGCUUUUGAUCGUACUGGUCCUGCUUCCGAGGCCUCCGUGGCUGUUGUGGCUUCUUCUGAGGGGGUUGAUGCUGCGGGCUUGUUACCCAGGGACCUGUCUGUCGGGGUUGAUGCUGCUGGCUUGUUACCCAGGGACCUGUCUGUCGGGGUUGAUGCUGCUGGCUUGUUACCUAGGGACCUGUCUGUCGGUGAUCUGAUAUCUGCGGAUAGAGCAAGCGAAAGCUUUCCUCCUCUGCGUCCUGCCGCCGCUGCUGCUGCUGCUGGUGCUACCGCUACCAGUACUACUCUAUCCUCCUCUUCCUCCUCCUCCACAGCUCCCCUCAAGGGUUGGCGGAACCUGCGCUUAACUAAGUGGCGGGCGGUAAAAGGCGACGAGCAGCUCGAUUUCACCUACUCGUCCUCCGAAGUCCCCCACCACGUGGCAGAAGAGUGUGUGUCUGACGUGGCAGUCUGCAUGUACUCGGCUCGAAAACUCCCUCUGUGGAUAUUAAGGAGGGUGGUGAGGACGGUCUUUGAGCCUAAGGAGUAUCCUAGUACGAUGGGGAGGAUGUAUAGGUGGACUCCUGAUGAGACCCUGCCCGAGUUUUUUUUCGAUCCUGCCCUGUUUCGGUCGUACCAUGAGGGGCUGCCCGACCUGGCGCCUCCUGAUUGGAUGGAUGAGUUUGCGGGCAGUGUGGGGGGAGCGGAGGUGGAUGGAGAGAGAGGAGGGGAAAGAGGAGGGGAGGGAGGAGGGGAGGGAGGAGGGGAAGGGGGAGGGGAGGGAGGAGGGGAGAGAGGAGGAAAGGGAGGAGGAGUCAAAUUUGAAAGAGAUCUUUCUGGAUCUUCAGAUCCUGCAAUCAUGAUGGACGGCGACGAUUUGAUCCUGCGAAUCAAAUCCAAUCGCGUCCAUCGCUUCCUCGCCCUCCACCGGGCGGCACUAGAGGGUGAUUUUGUCUCUUCUGAGCUGCACCACUGGAUCGACCUCACCUUUGGCUACUGUCUCGCUGGCGACGCGGCAUUGGCCGCCAAGAAUGUGGUCCCGCCACCGACCAAUGAGGAGGCGCCACGUGGACAUGGGAGGUGCCAGCUGUUCGUGCAUCCUCACCCGCAGAGGGGACCUAGACCAGCGGGGUUGAGUGGAGGGAGGGGAGGAGUUUGGGGAGGGAGAGAGAUAGGAGGACAAGUGGAGGAAUUUUCUCGAUUCCUAGAAUCCACGCGCCACCUGUCGCCCGUCUAUUGGCCGCCGCCCGAGAUCCUUGCCCCGCCUCCUGUCUCCCCCAGGGGUUACCGGAGAGGGGGGAUGGGGUCUGCUGUUGCUGCUGCUGCUGCUGCUUCUGGUUCCAUAGUUACAGCAAACCGACAUCAUAUGGGGCAGGAGGAGGAAGAAACGGACAAACAAGGCACGUCCGCAUCCUCGUCCUCUUCCUCAUCCUCCUGCUCCUGCUGGGCGGAAGAUAUUUUUGUGGCCGGCUGCGUGAUUGCGGAGAUUUUCCUCCGCCGCCCGCUUUUCGACCCAGACUCAGCACACGUCUUCGCCACGGUCGGCAGUCUGCCGCCCGCUUUCUACAACCUGCCAAGCUCCGUGCAACCGGUGAUCAGAGGCCUAGUAGACCGCAACCCCGCUCGCCGCCCGACCGCUGCUACAGUCCUCGCUUCGUCCUUUUUCAGUCCUGCCGUCCGGUCGGCCCACUCGUUCCUCUCCUCGCUGCACUCCCUCCCGUUCCCGAGCCAGCGGCUCGCGUUCGCCGCGUCCCGAGCCAAGCAGGGAGGCUUGGGAACGAAGCUGCGGACGCACGCGAUUGGCCGAAGCAGCAGCAGCGGCCGCAACAGCCGGGAGAGAAUGGAGGGACUGAGAGACCAGGGGGGGGGAGACGGGAGGGUGAUUCGAGAGGAGGAAGUUGCACUCUGGAUGUGUGCAUGCGAGGUGGUAACCCUGUUACAGCAGCCAGCUCUAGACCUCUCCGACCCUGCGGUUCAAUCCCAUAUCACAGUGGUUCUGAACGGUUUGCUGCAUCCCACUAGGGGUCUCGGCCGGAGGGCGAUAGUGGCUCUGCUGGUGCCACUGGCAGUGCGAGCAGUGGAAGCUAAUGAACCCAAGGGGUUGAAUGAGAUUGUGUUCGGUGAAGGGGUGUGGGAUAAGCUUGCAAUGGCUGUAGGGUUACCGGACCAGACAAUUGCCCCUCUCAUCGCUCACAUCACCAGGGGACCCUUACAACACGCCUCCCACAUUCAAGACCUCUUGAUUGAUAUCGCUUCCAAACUGGGAGAGAGAGCAUCGAAACGGCACCUGGUGCCCAGGCUACAAGCAGCACUAGCGCACUUGAAGAUGAUGCAGAGGGAGCUCCUGGCGGGUGUUCUUACAGACAUGUACGACCUCUUUGCUAUGGACGAGGUACGUACGGUGCAUGGGUUUGGUGUUCUAGGCAGCUUGAAUAGCAGGGGGCAGCAGGGGCAGCAGGGGGCAGCGGGGAAGAGAGGGCGGUUGUUAGAUGUGGGAGGGGACGAGCAGAGGAGGGAGCUUUUGGCGGGUAUUCUCACGGAUGUGUAUGAUCUGUUCUGCAUGGACGAGUUAUGUGGGAUGCAGAGGAAGCUGCUGGGGGGUAUUCUCACGGACGUGUAUGAUCUGUUCUGCAUGGGCGAGCUAUGUACUAUGCAUGGCAACGACGCCAGCUCAUCAGCGGAAGAUUCCAGGAUGCUUCCUCCUGCCGGCGCCUCUGCUGCUGGUGGUCUCGCCACCACCGCCGCUGCAACCAGCAGCCAAUCCUGGCUCUCCACGUCAGCCGACUCUUUGCCCGAGACUCACCCGGGCAGCCCAGAGGAAAAUUCCUCCCUGCCCGAACCACCCGAGCCGUGGUUCUGGCUGCCCGAAAAACGUUUGGAUGCCCCUCCGAAUGAGGAGGGGUGGGACGUGGGGAGGAGGCUGGGGGGAGGAGGGGGAGGGGCAGGGGGAAGUUCAGUCAGCCUUGCCAGUAUGAGCGCUGUUUCGUCUGUUUCUGGGGGAGGUGGCAGCUCGUGGAUGGCUCGCGACAGGGAGGAGUCCCAGCCCGGGUGGCAUCUGAAUUUGUCUGUACUCAGAUCCUGGGCGGCACACGACGGGCCUAUUACGGGGAUAGCAGUUCUGGAGAAUGAAGAGGCAUUUGUGACUAUAGGGAGGGGAGGGUUAUUGUCAGAGGGGAGUGGAGGAGGGGGAGGGGGGAGAGAGGGAAGAGCAGGAGGGGGAGGAGGACGGGGUGGGAGAAGCCGGGGAGGGGCAGGAGGCGGGGGAGGUGGAGAAGGAGGGGGAGGAGGAGGGGAGAGGGUUCGGGUGUGGGAUGUGGGGUCAGGGGACUGUACUUUAGAAUACUCAGGCCAUUCCGAGGUUCCUCUUGCAGUGUGUGCGUUACAAGGCACCUCGUUAGUAGCAACAUGCGACGAAGUAAUCCACGUAUGGGACUCUUCCUCUGGCGAGCUCUUAUCUCUCUUUGAAGAGCCGCCUUCCUCUCUAGCAGCUCACCUCCAGCAGCAGCAGCAGCAGCGGGAGCAGCAGCAGCUGUACUCACACCACUCCUCCUCCACCCCCACACUCUCUGCUGCUGCCGCCGCCGCUGCCGCCGCAGCAGGAGCGGCCGGAAACCCCCUCGCGUACUUCUCCUCUUCCCCUCGCCUCGCCAUGCCUAUCGGCCAGCUUCCGGACCAGACCUCUUCUCUGGAUCCCGCUGCUACAUCCUCAAUCUUCUCCUCUUUCGCCGCCGCUACAGGCGGAGUGGCAAGUGGGAUCCCAGCCUCCCCUCGCAUGUCCUCCUCUCUCUUCUCCUACCAUCCCUUCUCCUCCCUCUCCUCUCUCUCCACCACUCCUCGAUCCCACCCGUCCCCACACUCCCUCUCCUCGUCCGCCCUCCCGGACCUCGCCGGCCUAGGCUCAGGAGACGGCUCGGCGGGAGGCUCGGUUGGGACGCCGAGGCAUGGGAGGGGGCGCAGCGUUAGCAGUCCCAUGACUGUGUGUAGAUACACGUCGCUGCUGUUCCUGGGGCCAGCAGGGGGGAACAGGCUCGUGGCCGGCACGUCUACAGGCUGCAUCCGCCUUGUGGACAUGUGUGCGGGGCGUCUGCUCUCCCUCUGGCAGUGCGGUCUAUCAGAGCCAUUCUGCACACCAGUCACUGCCCUCGCCUCUGCUGCCACGACCACCUCCUCCUCCCGCCGCUCCUCCUCCUCCUCCUCGCCCUCCUCCUCUUCCUCCUCUUCCUCCUCUGCCCACACUCGCUCCCCUGUUUCCACCAAGUGUGUUUCUGUGGGUUUCCACUCGGGACACCUAGCGUUCCUUGAUUGGACGACGGGGAUGGUGGUGGCACGGGUGAAGGCACACUCGGGGAGGGUUACAGGGCUCGUGCCAUGUGGCGAGUAUCAGCUUCUGUCCUCGUCCACAGACUCGACCAUAGCCCUGUGGGAUAUCAGAAGAGCUGCUGACGUGGCAGCAGUGGAGAGAGUGGUGGCUCACACACAAGGCAUCACAGCAAUGGUUGCGCUCACACCCACCAUGCUCACGCCCUCAUCUGGGGGAGGUACAUCUGGAGCAGGCGGAGGGCUGAGCGGCGUGGGAGCGGAUCUAAUGCCUCCCAGCAUGACCCUGGGCCGGGUUGUGAUGACAGCAGCGGGGAGUCAUAUUGGCGUGACGAAUGUCUCGGGAUUGUCCCAAAUUGCAAAUGCUCGCACACGUGUCAAGUUCUCGAGCCAUGAGCUUGUAGUUCGCUGGCCUCCUCCCCAUUCGGAUGUCAAUCUACAAUUCCAUGCACAACAAGUGAUCGACAACAUUCAAUCGUCCAGGUCAACCCCCAUAUUUUCGUUGGAUGUGCUUCCCUACUCUCGCCUCUUCCUUGCCGGAGGCGAGGAUGGUAUUGUUCGUGUUUGCAAUUAG